Molecule: messenger RNA, 927 nt
Organism: Neopelma chrysocephalum (saffron-crested tyrant-manakin)
Lineage: Eukaryota; Metazoa; Chordata; Aves; Passeriformes; Pipridae
Exons: 5
Cellular component (GO): cytoplasm
Source: RefSeq, a predicted model, not a curated record
GUCCUGGACUGCCUGAACACCACUGAAUGGGGUGACACCUUGGUGAAGAUCUUUUCAAGGUGCCUGCGGAGCAAGCGCACAGAGAUGCGUCGCCUGGUGCUCAGAGGCCUCGUGGUGCUGAGCAAGAAUCCUGUGAUGGCUGACGGCAUGCGGAGCCUGACACCAAACCUCGUGGACCUACUGUGGGAUACAGACGGAGAGCUGGUCAGGAUGGCCCUCUCUGUACUCAUGAAUGAAAUCCAGGACAGAGACAUCCCAAUCUCCACCCCCACUGCCCUGCAGCUGGCGGAGAUGCUCCAGCCACUCUUUGGCCACGACAACAUCCACGUGCAGCUGCUCUCCAUUUCCCUCUUCCAAAAGGUGAUGGAGUUGGCAGUGGAGGAGAGUAAAAAACUCCUGAAGACCCAAGUGAUCUACAGCCUGCUCCCACUUUUUUUCCAAUGGCAUAAUGAGAACCAGGAUGUGGCAGAAGCCUCUCGGGAAGCGCUGCUUCGUGCGGCGCGGUUUCUGAAGAGGAGAGAUCUUGUGAAGCUGCUGAAGGCAGAGCAGCCUUGGAGGUUCAGUAAGUGCCUGCUGAAAAAGGACCGGAGCCAAGUGGUCCAGUACGUGCACCAGGCCCUGCCGUACUUGAAGAACCCACAGCAGCCCCUGCGAGAGGCGGCCCUCAAGUUCAUGGGUGAGCCACAAGUUCCCUCCCCGCCCCACUGCAGCUCGGCCCCAGCCCCGGCUGCUGCAGCGGCAGCAGGAUGCGGCCCCGGGAUGUGCUGUGGAGCCCCGAGUGCCCUGGCGGCUGCUGCCGCCCUGUGCCAGCCCAGCCCUGGGGCGUCCCGAGGCGGGAAGGCCCCGGGCUCAGCCCUGCCAGGGCAGGAGGGCGUGUGGCCGGGCCGGCAGCACCGCCGGGGGGGAGCUGUGCCGCUGGGGCCCUGA